AUGAAAAGCGUACUGGGGGUCCCGCUAUCGCUCCUUCUUCUGCUUCUGCCGCUAGCAUCGGGAUUGGAAUGCUCCAAACAUGAUAUCCUAAACAAAUACAGAGUGAGUGAGGUUGCAGCUCACGGAACCGUGGCGCAAGAUACACCUCCAAGUGAAACAAAGGAAAAUUGGUGGCUCAGUAUAUGCGAUGAGAAUCGGUCCAAGGCUAAGGACAGCAAGCCAGAACAGUGUAAGGAUGAUGACACGUUGUGUGGGGUAACGAGUGUUUCUUUGCCCGGGAAAGAGCCGCUUGUUACGCGUAUAAUGGACUUUAGUGGGUCUUUGGCUUCAGAAGUGAAGGAAACGGCAGAAGCGCUAUCGAUUAAGCUUUCUGGGGCGUCAUGGGGUUCUCACAACUUGAAUGCGGAAAUAUACUUGGAGUGUGAGGAGAGUGGUGAUGGAUCGUUGAAGGAGUCGAGCUGGAACGAUGAUAAGACGGUGAAGUUGGUGUUUUCCGGGCCAUUUGGGUGUUUGAAAAAGGGAGACAAUGGGAAUGGCGGUGAUGGGAACUCCGGAGACGAGCCUGAGAAGCCUCCCGCGGAUGAAAAACCAAAGGGAGGAGCUGGUCUUGGUUCGUGGCUUGUGUGGUUGUUCAUGUAUGCGAUUAUUUUCGCCUUUGUGUACCUAGUGGUGACCUCUUACAUGAGUACCAGAAACGGUUCGUUCCAUGACUUCCGCGAAGAAUUCAUUGAUAGAUCCAAAACCUUCGCUACAAACUUGCCUCAAUUUGCCAAGGAAGUGGCAGGUAAAAUCGUAAACACAGGUUCCUCAUCUCAAAGAGGUGGGUACAGUGCUGUGUGA
Messenger RNA from Kluyveromyces marxianus DMKU3-1042, 840 nucleotides. It is a transcript of the gene ATG27, whose product is annotated as Atg27p. The record is from RefSeq and is a predicted model, not a curated record. NCBI's taxonomy places the organism in Eukaryota, Fungi, Ascomycota, Saccharomycetes, Saccharomycetales, Saccharomycetaceae. Bases 1 to 840 code for a protein of 279 amino acids. The transcript has a single exon.